AUGGAGCGAGAGGGUAGCAGCAAGGCUCGGUCUGCAGGAAACUUUGGUGGUUCUUUUGGUGGUGAUGGUGGUAGGUCAGCAUUUAGGGGAGGGUCAUCAGGGCCAUCCCAGUCUUUUUCUCAGUCUUUAGUCAGCGCAACGCUAUCAGGGCCCAGUCAGCAGCAGUGGAGUCAUUUUAGGCCCGGUCAGGGCAACGCGGGAUCCUACCAACUAGGCCGGCCUGGUGAGAGGUUCCAGCAGCAGAAGAGGCCCCCAUGCCCUAGGUGCGGGAAGAUGCACUUGGGAGUUUGCUACAUGAACCUACCCAUAUGCUACGGGUGUGGAUUGAGGGGUCACAUUCAGAGAGAUUGUCGUCCGUCCCGCCAGGGUACGGCAGGGGCACGACACAGCCAGCCAGUUCUACAGCUACUACAUCCGUAA
Messenger RNA from Nicotiana attenuata, 420 nucleotides. RefSeq names its product DNA-binding protein HEXBP-like. Gene Ontology annotation, molecular function: zinc ion binding; nucleic acid binding. Lineage: Eukaryota; Viridiplantae; Streptophyta; Magnoliopsida; Solanales; Solanaceae. The record is from RefSeq and is a predicted model, not a curated record. The transcript has a single exon. Bases 1 to 420 code for a protein of 139 amino acids.